Messenger RNA from Melopsittacus undulatus (budgerigar), 648 nucleotides. Its product is annotated as CMRF35-like molecule 7. Bases 1 to 648 code for a protein of 215 amino acids. Gene Ontology annotation, cellular component: plasma membrane. Gene Ontology annotation, molecular function: transmembrane signaling receptor activity. Lineage: Eukaryota; Metazoa; Chordata; Aves; Psittaciformes; Psittaculidae. The transcript is spliced from 5 exons. The record is from RefSeq and is a predicted model, not a curated record.
AUGUGGAUUUUCCUGCUUUGGAUCCUUUUCCCAGGUGGCUGGGCAGUGAAAGGUCCUAAGCAGGUGAUGGUGAACCAGGGCAGCUCUCUGGUGUUGUCCUGCAGCUAUGAAGCAGGCUACGAGCUCUACUCCAAGUUCUGGUGCCGGAGGGGCUUCCUCGGGUUUUGCACCUCCUGCGUCGUCCAAACCAAUGGCUCAGAGGAGACAGUGACACAGGACAGGAUGUCCAUCAAGGAUAACCAUGCAUCACAGUCAUUCACAGUGACUCUGGACCGUGUCACGCUGGAAGAUGCAGGCUGGUACUCCUGUGGGGUGAAAAGGAAGGUGUUCAGCCUGAAGCACAGCACCAAGGUGAUGGUCUCCCAAGGUAAAGCCAGGCUAGAAGCUAAGCAGGGGGGUGUUCUGGAGCUCAUCACUUGGGAGAGGGGAUCCCAACGGGGGAUCAUAGGGGCUGUCAAAGUGGAAAUAGGCACCUUGCAGGCACCGAGAUCCAAAGGCAAUGAUGUGAGCUCGCUCUUCACCGUGGGCUUUGGGGACCAUCCAGUGCUGUCCCAGCUCAGCAUCAUCUACUUGCUGCUCAUCCUCUGCGUGAAGGUGCCCAUGGUGCUGCUCCUGGUUCUGUGCCUCCAAAAAGCAGGCAUUGAAUAG